Molecule: messenger RNA, 4547 nt
Organism: Trichoplusia ni (cabbage looper)
Lineage: Eukaryota; Metazoa; Arthropoda; Insecta; Lepidoptera; Noctuidae
Gene: Rchy1
Product: RING finger and CHY zinc finger domain-containing protein 1
Exons: 7
Coding region: 245-1201 (318 amino acids)
Biological process (GO): ubiquitin-dependent protein catabolic process; protein ubiquitination
Cellular component (GO): nucleus
Molecular function (GO): ubiquitin protein ligase activity; zinc ion binding
Source: RefSeq, a predicted model, not a curated record
GAUUAUGCCUUCUCUUUUACUCGUCAAAGAAAGCCCAUAUACUUUACUCGUCGCCCGUAAAGAAAAGCCGAGUCAAACAUACAUCAAUGGAAAAACACGCAACAUAGCCAGCCAGAUGUCACCACGCAAAUAAGAUGUUGUUCAUUAUUAUCCAAUAAAUUUAAUAAUUGUGAGAUCUUCUGAAUGACGGUUAGGACCUUGGAGUGUUAUCAAUAAGUGCAUUUGUGUUUAAGAUCAAAGAAAAAUGUCAGAAGAACAAGAAGAAAUUGUGAUUAACAAUGGUGCAGUGCCCACUGAGUCCAGCAAGGAAAAACGGAUAGGUUGCGCUCAUUACAAACGGCGCGCUAAAUUUGUGACACCAUGCUGCAAUAAAGUAUAUGUCUGCCGAUACUGCCAUGAUGAGAAUGAACAGCACUACUUCAACAGGAAGUCCGUCACAGAGCUCAUUUGCACAGAAUGUGAUAAAAGACAGAAGGUUCAAGAAGAGUGUGAGAACUGUGGAGUCCGGUUUGGAAAGUACACCUGUCUGAUAUGCAACCUGUUCGACGAUGAUGACAAACGGCAGUACCACUGCGACGGCUGCGGUAUCUGCCGGGUCGGCGGCCGCGACCGGUUCUUCCACUGCGAGCGCUGCAACAUGUGCUUACCGGUUCAGCUGCAGCAAGUCGGACACAGGUGCGUGGAGAACGUGUCCCGGUCGAACUGCCCCGUGUGCCUGGAGGACAUCCACACGUCGCGCAUCCCGUGCCACAUCCCGGACUGCGGCCACCUGCUGCACCGGCCCUGCUUCGAGCAGCUGCUGCACUCCGGACACUACGCCUGCCCCACCUGCCAGACCAGCAUGAUCGAUAUGACCAAUUUAUGGAGUUACCUAGACUCGGAGGUGGCGGCGACGCCGAUGCCCCCAGAGUACGCCGACUACAAGGCCACCAUCCUCUGCAAGGAUUGUCAUAAGCUGUCUACAGUAAAGUUCCACGUGGUAGGGCUGAAGUGCCAGCACUGCGGCGCCUACAACACGUGCCAGACUAAUGGGUUUCAUAAGGACUCAACAAGUUCUGAGUCUGGCGACUCGUCCACAGCGACGUCGACGUCCACAAGCCGCAGCGGGUCCGCGGCCGUGACGUUCCCCGAGGCCGCGGAACCCGAGCACUCCGCCGACCUGCCGCGCGCCAACCCGCUUGACGAACCGCCGCAGGCCUGACACAUCGUGUAAACGUCACCGCGUCAUCGCGUCAGCGCGUCAUCAUGUACCGCGCACGAAAUAGUGUGACGAAGUGCGUCCAAGUAAUAUGUUCACGCAAUACCAUGCUAUUAAAUUAUUAUCGUUAACUUUUGUCCACCCAAUGCGGAGUCUGUAGGUCAAUUUUGGCGCAGAAUACGUUAUGCAAUAUAAAAUUUCGCUUGUAUCAUAUACUGCUAGGUUUAUAAUUUGUAUAAAUUGUAAAGUUUAAAAUAGGUUUCGAGUACACGUCAACUGUUUUUUUAAUCGCAUGUUAAUGCUUCAAUAUACACUUAAAAAUAUUCUGGUAGCAUUCUUUCUUUUUUAAUUUAGCCGUCUACUAUCGUUCUUAAAGCGUUUUAAUACUUUGGUAUUACCAGGUCAGUCCAAAGUUGCCAGUGAGAAAAUUUGUAUUGAAGAAUAUUAUUGUAGGACGGAAGUUUUUGAUAUCGUAAGUAUAAUUUGUAUCUGUGAGAUCUACCUUAGGUUAAUGGUUUAGUUUUGGAGGAGGCUAGAUAUUUCUCAAUAUUUAGGGAAGGUUUUAAUAGAAAAUCCUCGCAAUUUAAAAGUAAACUCUGUGUCGUGUUAUUAAAGUUCAAAAUGGCAAGACAUGUCAUAACCAUUUCUGAUACAAUGACAGUUUUAAGUGAUUUAUUCUUAAAUUGCGAGUAUGUUGUCAGUUCCGCCUUCAAUACAAUUCAUCUUAUGAAAGAAAGCAAUCUGUUAGGAACAAAUUUUACAAGUUUUUCAUCAAUUAUAACUUAAAUACUCUUUUGGAUUAAAGAAUUGACUUCUUAUAAAUUUAUAAAAAAAUCAAUUACGAUUAUCUUUUUAAAGUUAUUUAAUAAUUGCGUAGAUUUCUUAAAUUAAAUAUCUGUAAAUAGCUUUUUUGCUCAGUCAAAAUCCUUCUUUUAAGGCUCAAAAUUCUGUAUUCUUCAAGAAAAUACUAUUAACAUUCUUUGUGAUAGCAACAUACAAGCUUUGCUAAUACUAGACUUUAAAUUGUGUAUUUGAAGCAGAGUGUUUCUAGAUCUUUCUUCAUACUUACGACAUAAUUAAGGCCGCUCCAAGUGAUGUCUACCGCCAUCUUAACUCCCAGAGGCAGGGACGCAACGUCAGUAACUACCUACAGGCCUUACCUAGUUCGUCCUUACUGAUUAAAAACUAUUAAGGUCAGCUGUUGCUGUUAAAAGUUAAGAAGGUAGCACUACUCGGUACUGAUAGUGAUGCGAAGGCUAUUUCGUGAAAACAAAAUAAUAUAAACUGAAGUCAUUGGCCUCACUGCACAUGCUGGCGAUAUCGUACAAAUAAUAUAAAGGAUCUGAAGCCAUUAGCGAUGUCAAUACAAGCUCUUAUUAUGUCCACCUGUCACUUUGUCUGUUUAUCAAUCAUGUAAGUUUAAUUCUACUUGACGGCUUCCGAUUGAGCUCAAAUUUCGACGGUAUAAUAAUAUGUAGAUACAUUGCGUGACUGAUAUUGGAACUGAAAGGUGGCUAUAGGAGUACCGCUUUGAUUCAUUUGCACUGUCUUGAAAAAUACUUUGAUCCCUCUUGAUCUUCUGACCUUAAGUUUCAUUAUUUAAUUAAUUCGUUUGAUUAUUACUUCGGCCCCAUCGCACUCAAAUUAUACUAGUUCCUGGCUUCAUUGUUAUCGAAAACAAAUGACGUGACUUUAGUUAUAACAUACCUUUCUAGAAAAAUAUAUUGAACACUGGUCCGCAAUAAGCUAAGAUUUGGGUGUUAAGAUAUUUAAGUUGAGAUAAUGCUUAGCUUCAUUGCAAUAUUGUGAUAUGACGACAUUCACCUCUGCUUUGGAAGAUUGGGCAGCAUAAUAUGUUCAAAAUAUAUAAUCCAGAGGUAAGUUUAAACAAAGAGCUGUGGACUUAUCUUGGACUUAAUUAGUUUUUUAGUAUCAUUUUGAUAUAAUUCAUUUUAAUACUAUUUAAUAUUACAUGCCUGUUAAUGAAGGCGCCAAUAAUUUGCAAGAAAGAUAAUGAGGGUAUGUCGAAGCUAAGUCCAUGAUUGUUUGGUUAAACUUUAAACCUUAUAUAUUGAAAAUUGUGAUUAUUUUUGCCCGAGGAUGUCCCUAAAUGAAACUAUUGAUAAUCAUCAGUAACACACAAUACAUGCAUAUUAUUUUAUCAGUAUAUUCGGAGUGGUAUGAUCAGUAAAACACUCACAUUUAUCUUUACCGGUGACCGAAAUCGGAACUAAUGUGUGUGUGUGUGUAAUGACAGCGACGUUAGCGACACUGUCGCCGGCACAGAUAACUUUGUCGUAUUGAUGUAUUUGAUAGGGACAAGUGUUGCUACGUUACAAAAAUCCAAGGGAAUUAAAUUGUGAUUAAGCUUCUUAUAUUUAUUAAUAACGGUGAUUUGUGGACUUAUCGUUUAAACGAUUUUCAUGUUUUGGCGGAUAACAUGGCAUCACCAUUUUUUUUUAUUGUUGAAGCUUUCGUUGCGUUCCAUAUAUUUAUAUUCGAAUCGUUCAGUUAAUAUUAAUAUUAUUUUGUUUUUAUUUUUGUAUUCUUUAGCGGUUAUAAGAAGCUGUUUGCUUAGGUUAAGUUUUGUAAAGAUGAGAUAUAAGCAGUAAUAACAAUCGGAGUGAUCUCUUUCUUGGAUACUAAGAAGCAAUAAACAUUCAUUAUUAUUUCAGUUGCAGCCAACUUUAUUUGUUAUAGUAUUGUAGAUGUUAUGCAAGCAAUUUUAUGCUUUAUGCCCUUGCCGUAGGUGUCUUUUUACAAUACAUACUGAGAUACCACGUGUUACGUUUUUGUUUUAAAUGGGACGGAACUAUUUGUUAUUUUAUCUAAUAGAUUAUUGUGAUAUUUUCUUGACAAAGAUGAUCGGCUAAGGAUUCGAAUCCAACAUUGACGUGUUUUCAGCGUAGUAACCAAAAUCAGUCUCUUUUACAGACGGAUUAAUUGUCACACGUCAGCUCAACCUAACUGAACUCUUUCUUCUGCCUAUAUCGCAUUUGCUGCACUGACAAUUUAUUUGAAAUUGGACUUUAUUGAAAAGUACUAGGAUUGAUUAUUGCGAGUGUAGGUUAUAAGUCGGAAAGAAAUUAAUGUUACCUUACCUAUGCUUGUCAUGAGAUUAAGACGGGUUGACCGUAACAAUAUAUUUCCAACAUUUAUUAAUCAUAAAUUGUUAAAUUAAAGAAUAUUUCUACUGAGGAGCAAAUUAACAGCAGUUUAAAUAAUAUUUAUUAUUUACGUUUUUUCGCUUAGCUAUAUUAUACUUUAAGUCUUGUUAUAAUCACAAAUACCUUAGCAUAAGGUGUGUCCAAACUGUGAAUAUUUUCUUAAUAUUAAAUUAAUUAUUAAA